GCGCUAAUGGGCCGCCAUUUUGUGUUAGGCCCACUCUUCUAAAGCGGGAGAAAAUUAUUAGGCAGGCGCAUAACGCAUACGGACGUCCGCAGCGGGACUGAGGGGAUCAUCCUGGGGUGCUCGACUUCCAAGUGAAUACAACGAGGAAAAGAAGCGGUGUACAUUACAGAGUGUUGAUUGGCCCAGUCCCAUGGAGGGCGAGGUUGUUUCCAUGGAUACUGCUCAGGCUGCCAUCUUAGCCCCUGAAGGAAAGGGUCUACCAGAAAGUGGAGAAGCCUUGAUGCAGGGAACAGCAGUAACUACACAAGGAGAGGUGGCUGGUAACAUGGAAAUGAUGGUGAUGGAUGCUCUAGAUCCAACCCUGCUGCAAAUGAAGACUGAGGUGUUGGAGGGAGGUGGCACAGUGACGGUUACCAGCGGAGAUGAGGGUCAGAUCAUCACCCUCCAGGUUGUCAAUAUGGAGGAACAGGCAGGUGCUGCAUUAGGUCUUGGGCAACUUCAGCUCGUGCAAGUGCCAGUUACAGCAGGAACUGUGGAGGGACUCCAAGCCACCUAUGUUGACACAUCAGCAGCUAACAAAGAUGCUGAACCUGUUAUCUGUCACACACUUCCCUUACCCGAGGGUUUCCAGGUGGUAAAAGUGGGUGCCAAUGGAGAAGUGGAGACUGUAGAGCAAGAGGAGCUCCAGGCAGCUCAUGAGGAUCUUCAAGGGGUUGUGGCAGAGGAAGAAACAGAAGUAGGAGAGGAUAUUCCUGAGCCUGAGCAAGAAGACCCAGACUACCAGCCCAUUACCACAGUCCGUAAAACAAAGAAAGGAAAGAAGAGCCGUCUGCGUUAUGCGGAAGGGGAUCGUGACAUGGAUGUUUCUGUAUAUGACUUUGAAGAGGAGCAGCAGGAGGGGCUGUUGUCAGAGGUGAAUGCGGAGAAAGUUGUGGGUAACAUGAAACCACCCAAACCCACCAAAAUCAAGAAAAAGGGAGUGAAAAAGACGUUUCAGUGCGAGCUGUGUAGCUACACCUGCCCACGUCGCUCCAACCUGGACCGGCAUAUGAAGAGCCACACAGAUGAGAGGCCACACAAAUGUCACUUGUGUGGAAGAGCAUUUAGAACUGUCACAUUGCUGAGAAACCAUCUCAACACACAUACGGGCACACGGCCACAUAAAUGCACUGACUGCGAUAUGGCUUUUGUGACCAGUGGUGAGCUAGUGCGUCAUCGCCGCUACAAACAUACACACGAGAAACCCUUCAAAUGCUCUAUGUGUGACUAUUGCAGUGUGGAGGUGAGUAAACUGAAACGACACAUCCGCUCUCAUACUGGGGAGCGACCCUUCCAGUGCAGUCUCUGCAGUUAUGCCAGCAGAGACACAUACAAGCUGAAGAGACACAUGAGAACACACUCGGGUGAGAAGCCAUACGAGUGCUACAUCUGCCAUGCUCGCUUCACACAGAGUGGCACCAUGAAGAUGCAUAUUCUGCAGAAACACACGGAGAACGUGGCCAAGUUUCACUGCCCACACUGUGACACUGUUAUUGCUCGCAAGAGUGACCUUGGUGUGCAUCUACGGAAGCAGCACUCCUUUAUUGAAACGGGAAAGGUGUGUCGUUACUGCGAUGCUGUUUUUCAUGAACGAUACGCUCUCAUCCAACACCAGAAGUCUCACAAAAAUGAGAAACGUUUCAAGUGUGACCAGUGUGACUAUUGUUGCAGACAGGAACGUCACAUGAUCAUGCACAAGCGCACACACACAGGUGAGAAGCCAUUCGCCUGCAGCCAGUGUGACAAAACAUUUCGGCAGAAGCAGCUUCUGGACAUGCACUUCAAGCGCUACCAUGAUCCCAACUUCGUCCCCACUGCCUUUGUCUGCAACAAGUGCAGCAAGACAUUCACCCGCAGGAACACCAUGCUGCGUCAUGCUGAGAACUGCACAGGUGAAACCACAGUUGGUGAAGAAAAUGGAACUCCUAAGAAGGGCCGCCGUGGAAGGAAGAGGAAGAUGCAGUCCAGGAGAGAUGAUGAUGAUGAUGACGACACAGAGGAUGAUGAGGCAGAGGAGGAUGAGCUUCUAGCUGAGAUGGAGAUGGAACAGGCCCCAGCAGUUCUUCCUAUCCCGGCCCCCGUAGACCCACCAGUUGUCAGGAAACGUGGCCGACCUCCAAAGAACAAGCCAGACACUGCAGCCAUCAUCCGUGUGGAGGAUGAGGCUACUGGAGAGGUGGACAGCAUCAUUGUGAAGGAGGAGGUUGGAGCCGAGCAGGAAGACGAGGAUGCAGAGGAGGUGGUGGUGGUAGGAGGAAAGACCACCAUCCAGAUGGAGGAGUUGUCCCAGGUUGAAGAGGAGGCGGGACAGGAGUCUGAGGCCCCACCCAAUGGAGACCUCACCCCUGAGAUGAUCCUGAGCAUGAUGGACCGGUGAUGGGUGUGGGAUCAGACCCCAACACGGACCCUUUUACAUGUCUUCAUUUAAGUCUUGGCAUUUAGGAUUACAAACACCUGCACAGAAACAGAAAUCACUGUAAUUUAAGAUUUGCGUUUUAAUUAUGUAUUGAUACAGACUUGGAUGAAUGAAACAAAAGAUUUUUAAUAAGGAUUUACAUACCAAAAAAUGCAUUUCAGUCUAGAGUGGCUGCAAUUGAGUGCAGUAUAUUUAGCCUCCUCAUAGUUGGAUCUUCUGUUAUUUUCCCCAAAGUUGGUAUUUAUAGAUCUUUCCAUUGGGUUAGUCUUUAUCUAAAUUAUAGUAUAAAAGACCAGCUGCGUUGAAUCCAUUUGAUUCCAUUCUGAAGAGCUUCAUGUAUCUCAGUCUGGACAAAAAAGGGAAAAAUUACACAUCAGGCACGUUUCAGUUGACCUAAAUACAAAGUGGUUAAAAUAUCGACAUAAAUGUACAAGUGACUUCAUGGACACUAAGAGGCAGCUUUCAGGAGGACGGAUAACUGCCAUCCAUUACAGCCACUUAAAACUGGAUAUUUUACUAUGUUUAAUGUUUCUUUUUUUUCUGUGGUUAGUAAAUCCAUUUUAAGCUUGUACUAGCUUUUAAGAGCUUCUAGUCUGCUUCUUUUUGGCUCCUCUUUGGCUACUGUAACACCCCUAGACGAUGCAUAUAUACUAAACAUAGUCAUUGAUUAAAUGCAAGAAGAGAAUGUUCUGCUCUUUUUUUUUUUCUCUCUUUUUUUGUGUGUGUGUGUGUGUGUAGCCAUUCCACUCUGGGUUGAUGCUUUCUUUUGUACUGAUGGCAAUGCUAACGUAGCAGCUUGAAUGAUUUUUUUAAUGACUGGCAGAUUUAUGACUACGACAGAUUUUAAGAGAUUGUAGUUUUAGGUUUCUGUAACUGUAAUAACUCAUGCAGUACUUGAUUACAAAAGUUUAAAACUACAGUCUGGUUUGGAAAAUGGCAGUUUUGGUAAAAAAUUAUGGCAUGAAUAAAGCAUUGUCUAUCAAAAUUUGGCUGAUGUGCUAACACAGAACACACUCCUUGUAUUUUGCUUGCAAAUAUAUUUUAUUAAAUGGAGGACUUGAUAUUAAA
Molecule: messenger RNA, 3523 nt
Organism: Sphaeramia orbicularis (orbiculate cardinalfish)
Lineage: Eukaryota; Metazoa; Chordata; Actinopteri; Kurtiformes; Apogonidae
Product: transcriptional repressor CTCF-like
Exons: 13
Coding region: 191-2416 (741 amino acids)
Source: RefSeq, a predicted model, not a curated record